CAACAUGCUUUCCUCGUCGGGUAUGGAGAAGGCAAACAAUACUUGCAAAUAUUGACUUGAUGUUUUGUCCUCCAGAUUUCUACAAAAGGAAAUUUUGCAGGAAGAAAAGUUUCCAAUCGUGUUGAAAUUUGAAGCCUAUCGAUCAUAUUAUGGAGCUCUGCUUGUUUUGAAUGGCUGUAAAAUACAAUUAUUAUUUUUGUUUUACAUCAAACCAACAUUAAAAUUACACAGAAUUGGACGAGGAGCAAAAGUUACAGGAAAAAAUAUUUAAUAUUGUUAAAUAAAAAUAGAUGAGUUUCAAAAUGAGAAGUACGCGUACUGUUAAUGGAAGCACGACCACCUUAAGAAGACAAACAAAAUCCGAGUAAGUGAGCGCGUUUUCAAAAGAUUUUUGAGUGGUUUUUCUCUUAAAAUGGAAAAUCAAUACCGCGUGUAUUUGGGUCGUUUGCCAUACGGAACAAGGGAGAAGGAUGUGGAGAAAUUCCUUCAAGGAUGUGGCAAGAUCCGCGACAUUAACCUAAAAAAUGGUUUUGGUUUUGUGACAUUUGAUGACCCAAGAGAUGCUCGGGAUGCAGUUGAUGAUUGUAACAAUCGAGAGUUAUUGGGUGAAAGAAUUUUGGUUGAGGCUUGCCGUGGCUCCAGCUCUCGUGGCUAUAGUGGAGGUCCAAGACAAGCUCGUGGCAGGGACAAAUAUGGUGCUCCAUUACGUACUCCAUGGCGUGUUCUUGUUGAAAAUCUGUCGUCAAGAGUUAGUUGGCAGGAUUUGAAAGAUUAUGUACGUCAAGCCGGAGAAGUGACCUAUGGUGAUGCGCACCGACCAGUUAAAGGAGAAGGGGUCCUUGAGUUUUCCUCUCAUUCUGAUGUUCGCAAUGUUAUAAGAAAGCUUGAUGGCACUACUUUAAAUGGCAAAAAGAUACGACUUAUUGAUGAUAGUCCAAAAAGUCGACGAUCAUCCCGAUCUCGUAGUCGUUCUAGAUCGUCAUCACGUUCCAGACGACAUUCUCGCUCGCGCUCUAGAUCGCGUUCAAGAUCAGCAUCCAGAUCUCGUUCAAGGUCUCUGCGCUCGAGAUCCAAGUCACGUGACUCAAAAUCUCGUUCAAAAUCACCAAAGCAAUCCAAAAGUCGUUCCAAGUCUCCAUUGAAGCAAUCACCUGAAAAGAAUGGUGAAAAUGUCGACGAUUAGACUUUAGACUAGUUUAUUUUUUCUUUACAUCAUCUUGUGUGGUCACGUGUCUAUCGCGAGAGCGUAUGAUUCGGUCUCUUAUUAAUUCUCGCAACCCUGUACAGUUACCGUAUAUGGUUUUGAAAUAAAAGUAUCUGCCUCUGAUCUCACCGUAGUUACCGUUACGGUAACGAAAUUGUAAA
Molecule: messenger RNA, 1365 nt
Organism: Xenia sp. Carnegie-2017
Lineage: Eukaryota; Metazoa; Cnidaria; Anthozoa; Malacalcyonacea; Xeniidae
Product: serine/arginine-rich splicing factor 6-like
Exons: 10
Coding region: 413-1183 (256 amino acids)
Cellular component (GO): ribonucleoprotein complex; cytoplasm; nucleus
Molecular function (GO): mRNA binding
Source: RefSeq, a predicted model, not a curated record